CUCCUGGACUGGGGCUGGUUGUCAGCUGGGAGCGCAGGAGGGGACUUUCCAGAGCUGGCUGGUGUCACCUGCACCACAGGAUGCAAAGGCCAUGGCUUCUCCCAGGACUCUGCUUUCUGCUAAGCCUGCCUGGAGCUAUGACUCAGUAUGCCUCCUACGCUUGCUCCUGUCCCCAGCAUGCUUCCUGUGUCAACAGCACGGCCUGCACCUGCAACCCCGGGUACACUUCCAGCUCUGGGCAGAAGAUCUUCACCUUCCCCUUGGAAACGUGUGACGAUGUUGAUGAGUGUGCACCUCCUGUGAGCAUGGAUUGUGGACCAAAUGCCCAGUGCCACAACCUCAAGGGGACCUUCGAAUGCCGCUGCAUGGCUGGAUUUGAACUGGCCUCCGGUGGUGUGCAGUUCAAAUAUUCCAAGGAGAACACUUGUCACAAGACCAACUCCUCAAAGGCAGCUCAGGGCCACCAACAGCUGCAGGAAAUUGUCAACAAGUUCGAGUCACUACUCACCAAUCAGACUCUGUGGAGAAGAGAGGACAAACGGGAACUCGCCUCCGCAGCGUCAUCCCUCCUCCAGGAUGCAGAAUCUAGUGUUCUCGAAGCAGCCUUGAAAACCCCACGGCGAAAAAUCCAGGAAGCCUUCAACAGGACUCUGGCUGUUGCCACACAGACCGUUGGGGACAAAUGUUCUGAAGAAAGAAAGGUGUUCACAUUAGAUGUGCACAUGAACUCCAUGCAGGUCCAUUGUGAUGAUGUCAUCGAGGAAGACGCGCAAGGCCCCAGCGCCAUUGCCUUUAUCUCCUAUUCUUCUCUUGGACACAUCCUCAAUGAAACUUUUUUUGAAGAGACAGAGAUGCUCCAACCCACUUCCCUGGACUUCCAAGAGAAGAUGGAGGAGGACGAGCCCUUGUACCUGAACUCCCAGAUAGUGAGCGCAGCCCUGGGAUCCAGCUCCGGCCGCAGGGGCUCCUACCUCCCCGGCUUCGUCACCCUGACCCUGCAGCAUGUGAAGAAGAACCCUCGCAGCAGAAGGACCCUGUGCGUGUACUGGGCAGCCACCGGUGCGGGCGGCCACUGGGACACAGCUGGUUGUUUCCUGGUCAGCGUGAACGGAAGUCACACCGUGUGCAACUCCACUCACCUGUCCAGCUUCGCUGUCCUCAUGGCCUUGACCAAUCUGGAGGCCGACCCCGCCCUGGCCCUCAUCACCCAAGUGGGGCUCAGCCUCUCCCUGCUCUGCCUCCUCCUGGCGGCCCUCACCUUCCUCCUGUGCAGGGCCAUCCGCAACCUCAGCACCACCCUGCACCUGCAGCUCUCCAUCUGCCUCUUCCUCGCCCACCUCCUCUUCCUCACCGCCAUCCACCGCACCGAGCCCAAGGUGCUCUGCGCCGUCAUCGCCGGCGCCCUGCACUACCUCUACCUGGCCGCCUUCACCUGGAUGCUGCUGGAGGGGCUGCACCUGCUCCUCGCCGCCCGCAACCUGACGGUGCCGCACUCCUCGGGCGCGAGCGCGGUCACGAAGUGGCUCGUGUACCCCGCGGGCUACGGGGUCCCCGCCGUCGUGGUGGGCGUCUCGGCCGCCGCCAGGCCUCGGCUGUACGGAUCCCCUGCGCGCUGCUGGCUCCAGCUAGACCAGGGGUUCAUCUGGGGUUUCCUUGGCCCGGUCUGUGUCAUCGUGUCUGUGAAUUUAGUGUUUUUCAUCUCCGUCCUUUGGAUUUUGAAAAGGAAACUUUCUUCUCUCAACAGUGAAGUGUCAACCAUCCAGAACACAAGGAUGCUGACACUCAAAGCAACAGCUCAGGUGUUUAUCCUGGGCUGCACGUGGAUCCUGGGCGUCCUGCAGGUGGGCCCGGCGGCGCGGGUCAUGGCGUACCUGUUCACCAUUGUCAACAGCCUGCAAGGCGUCUUCCUCUUCCUGGUCUACUGCCUGCUCAGCCAGCAAGUCCGGAAACAAUACCAAAAGUGGUUUACAGACAUCACAAAACCAAAAUCCGAAUCUGAGACGUACGUGCUCUCCAGCAAGUCUGGCCGGGACACAAGACCCAGUACCACAGAGGGCUUAAACUCUGGGCCUGAGCGCUGUCCUUCAGCUCUUCAGCUCAAGACCAAGUGAGGAGAAAGCAUUAAAACUAGAACAUUCCAUGAUUCCAUUGAGAAAUCCACACCCACGAAUCCUGCUGGCCCUGUGCGGAGUGGAGCUGAGGACGGAGGCUCACGGCGCAUUGUAUGACGGGAAGAAAGCCUCGAA
This is a messenger RNA of Dipodomys spectabilis (banner-tailed kangaroo rat), 2246 nucleotides long. It is a transcript of the gene Adgre3, whose product is annotated as adhesion G protein-coupled receptor E3. Gene Ontology annotation, cellular component: membrane. Bases 81 to 2111 code for a protein of 676 amino acids. Gene Ontology annotation, biological process: cell surface receptor signaling pathway; adenylate cyclase-activating G protein-coupled receptor signaling pathway. NCBI's taxonomy places the organism in Eukaryota, Metazoa, Chordata, Mammalia, Rodentia, Heteromyidae. Gene Ontology annotation, molecular function: calcium ion binding; G protein-coupled receptor activity. The record is from RefSeq and is a predicted model, not a curated record. The transcript has 19 exons.